AUGAGACAGUAAUUAUUCACAAAUCCACAGCCAUAAAAAUAAUAUAUAAUUCCAUAGCAAUUACAUACUUUUUACUAAACACCAUAUUAAUCCAAUACGUAUAGAUCCCCAUAACCUGCAUUUGUAAUUUAUAGAAAACCACAACCUCAAUAAUACUAAUAUUAAUAUUAAUCAUAUUUUCAAGUGAAAUAGCCUUAAUCAAUCUAAACUAUCCAAUCUUAACAAAUUUACUAACCUAGUCCAGUUAGAUAAUAACGAAAUUCUAUUCAUUAAUAGCAAAUCCAAACUGGUAAUUCUAUCAACCCUUAAAAUCCUAAUAAUUAAAGGUAAAUCUAUCCAAGUAAUUCGCAAUUAUAGUAAGCAUUGCCAUAACUUGGUCCUAGAUAUUCAGUACGAAAGCCUCAAACUUAUAUAAUUCCUAAUCAAACUGCUCAAUAAAUUUUUCCGUAACAAAGCUAUCAAUAACAAGAACAACAACAGAAACCAUAAUAACCACUCUAAAUUAAGUCUGUUUCUCCAGUUAUUACUUAAUAAGAAGAUGAGUUAGAGAAGAGAUUCUAAGAUGCCAUUGAUAGAACAAAAGAUUUGGUUCAUAAAUAUAACCCUGCAGAAUAAAAUACUUAACAAUAAUAGUAACAAUUAGUAGAAUUAGCAUUACAAUAUGAAGAUGGAUUUAUUUACAGAGGAUAAGGAUAUGAACCUGCCAUCAGAGAAGGUUUUGGAGUACUCACUGAUCAAUAUGAGAAUGAAGUGUAUAGUGGAUAUUGGAAAGAUAAUUAAUACCAUGGCCAAGGGAAACUUAUUAAUUUUUAAGUAGAACAAAUAUAAGGACCUUAUGAUUUUAGAGAUCUUGGAAAUAUAGAAAAUGGAUGGCUGAGUUAUGAAGGUACUAUUUUUUUAAUUAAUUUAGGUGAAUUUUAUGAAGGUAAAAUGCACGGAAAAGGAGUGCUACUUUUAACAAAUGGAGAAUAGUUUGAAGGGGAAUUUAAUGAUGGCAUGAUAAAUGGUUAAGGAAUCUAUUCCACUAGCAACAUGAAUGAUAUUAGAGGGAUUUGGAACGAUGGAAUAUUAGUUGAAUGA
Paramecium octaurelia is the source of this 1080-nucleotide messenger RNA. NCBI's taxonomy places the organism in Eukaryota, Ciliophora, Oligohymenophorea, Peniculida, Parameciidae. The record is from the annotation of a GenBank genome assembly.